Molecule: messenger RNA, 979 nt
Organism: Chara braunii
Lineage: Eukaryota; Viridiplantae; Streptophyta; Charophyceae; Charales; Characeae
Source: the annotation of a GenBank genome assembly
UCAAUUUUCGUCCGCCAUCACAGCCGUUGCCUCGACUUAGAGCUGCGACCUUUGCGAUUGUUGCGCUGAUGGAAAGGAAAGGUUAAGACAUCAUGGCACCGCACGAUGGGUUGGGAAAAGGCAGGAGAGACGAAGGAUGGAAAGGUCGUGGAUACGUGCCAAAAUCAAAGAGGCAGCGCGCGCCGCAUGGAAGAGGUGGACGUGCUGUCCGACGACAAUUUCCAGGCGAUGAAAGCUCUCGUCACAGGGGCGGCACACGAUUGGGUUCUGGGCGAGAUGGGAUCAACAGGGAACAGUUGGCGGCGUUACAAAACAGCACCGCUGCUGGUGGUGGUGGUGCCUCGCCAAGGACACCGAGGUCAAAGGGGAUUGUAAUCGUUGACACGACUAUCUGGACUCUAGAGACAAGUUGCCGCUGCAGCCCAGGCGUUCGCGAACGUCGCCCACGGUCUGCCAUCACUGCCGCCGUGACUAGUGGAAGGGACAAAGCGCCUGUUGUCCAGCCCCAACAUCGCCAACAUGAAACUCCACAACAGCAGGGGGCUAUGGGGGUGCCGACAAGUCCUCCCACUGUGGCGGGAGUGGAGGGAACAACCACACGGAAAACGGCUGCACAAUUUCAAGCCAGCUACAGUACUGUUGCGGAAGGGGGGAGAAGGCGAGGACUGACGACGGGCGUCGCCACGAUGGGAGAGGAGAAGGAAGCCGAGAGGGCGACGACGAUGAACCGCUCAGUAGGAGGAGGAAGACCAGUAAUAAGGACGGCGAUUUGGAGGCGCAAUCGAAGCCGUGGGUGGAUUGCGAGGCGCUUUGGGAAACCGUUGCAAAAGGCAGUUGUUGACUGUGAGGACUACUACAUUGCCAUCGCCAAUGGAGACGCAGGAGUUGAACCCCCCCGCCCAUGCUCAUCAUGUCGCCCAACGAUUUGUUGCGCUUCAAGAUAGACGACUUCGCGUAGUGGGAAAUUGCUCUUUACCGG